UAUCCAUUUCCACUUGAUCCACCUUUUGUUCCUGUGGACAACCCUACUGGCUGCUAUAGGACAUACUUUCACAUUCCUGAAGAAUGGAAGGUUUGCUUACUGAUCAGUAUUCUAUCAAACCUGUGCUACUUAUAUCUUGUAUGCAUCGAAGUCGCAGGAUUUUGUUGCAUUUUGAAGCUGUUGAUUCUGCAUUCUGUGCAUGGCUAAAUGGGGUCCUGAUAGGAUAUAGUCAGGACAGUAGACUUCCUGCUGAAUUUGAAAUCACUGAUUAUUGUUAUCCAUCUGGUAUGGACAAGAAAAAUGUACUAGCUGUUCAAGUAUUCAGAUGGAGUGAUGGCUCCUACCUUGAAGAUCAAGAUCAUUGGUGGUUAUCUGGCAUUCAUCGUGACGUGCUUCUUCUUUCCAAGCCACAGGUAUUCAUUGCAGACUACUUUUUCAAAUCAACUCUGGCUGAGGAUUUUUCUUUUGCAGACAUACAGGUUGAAGUGAAAAUAGAUAACUCCAGAGACACAUCUAAAGAUAGCGUUCUUGCAAACUAUGUUAUAGAAGCUGCAUUAUUUGACACUGCGAGGUGGUACAGCAGUGAUAGGUGUGCUGACCUGCAAUUGUCUAAAAUGGAUAGUAUAAAGCUUAAUCUCUCAUCCAGCACGAGUCAGGGGUUUCAUGGUUAUUUGCUGGUAGGGAGACUGGACAUGCCGUGGCUUUGGUCUGCAGAGAAACCAUACCUGUACACUCUUGCUGUUACAUUGAAAGAUGCAUCUGGCAACCUUCUGGACUGUGAAUCUUGCCUAGUAGGCAUACGGCAAGUAUCAAAAGCCCCCAAACAGCUGCUUGUUAAUGGGCAUCCAAUAAUAAUAAGGGGUGUGAACAGGCAUGAGCAUCAUCCACGUCUGGGGAAGACAAACAUAGAAUCCUGCAUGGUUAAGGAUUUGGUUUUAAUGAAGCAAUACAAUAUCAAUGCUGUGAGAAACAGUCAUUAUCCCCAACAUCCUCGUUGGUACGAGCUCUGUGAUUUGUUUGGCAUGUACAUGAUAGAUGAAGCCAAUAUUGAAACCCAUGGUUUUGAUCUUUCUGGGCACGUGAAGCAUCCUACUUUGGAACCCAGCUGGGCUACUGCAAUGAUGGACCGUGUGAUAGGCAUGGUUGAGAGAGACAAAAAUCAUGCUUGCAUUAUCUCUUGGUCCUUAGGGAAUGAAGCUGGAUAUGGACCUAAUCAUUCUGCUUUAGCUGGCUGGGUUCGUGGAAAGGAUCCCUCACGGCUGGUACAUUACGAAGGGGGUGGAUCCAGAACCUCAUCCACAGAUAUUGUAUGUCCCAUGUAUAUGCGGGUCCCGGACAUGUCGAGGAUUUCGAGAGAUUCAAAUGAAACACGCCCUUUGAUAUUGUGCGAGUAUUCACAUGCAAUGGGAAACAGCAAUGGGAAUUUACAUGAAUAUUGGGAAAUAAUUGAUAGCACAUUUGGUCUUCAAGGUGGCUUUAUCUGGGAAUGGGUUGAUCAGGCCCUAUUGAAGGAUAAUGCAGAUGGUAGUAAGCACUGGGCAUAUGGGGGUGACUUUGGUGAUGUUCCUAAUGAUUUAAACUUCUGUUUGAAUGGCCUUAUAUGGCCAGAUCGAACUCCUCAUCCUGCACUGCAUGAAGUCAAGUAUGUGUACCAACCAAUCAAGGUUUCAUUUAGCAAAGAAACACUAAGGAUAACAAAUACCCACUUUUUUAAAGCAACACAAGGAUUGGAGUUCAGCUGGGAUGCUCAUGGGGAUGGAUGCAAACUUGGAUCCGGAAUUCUAUCUCUUCCGUUCAUCGGACCUCAGAAGAGUUAUGAUAUUGAUUGGCAGUCAGCUCCGUGGUAUCCUCUAUGGACUUCAUCAUCUGCAGAGGAAUAUUUUUUAACAAUAACAGCUAAGCUUUUGCAUUCCACACGCUGGGUUGAAGCCGGUCAUGUUAUCUCAUCUACCCAAGUCCAGUUGCCUUCCAAAAGAGAAAUUGUUCCUCACGUCAUCCAGACUAAAGAUGCUACGUUCGUCAGUGAAACUCUUGGGGAUAAAAUUAGAGUCAGCCGACAUAGCUUUUGGGAGAUCAUAUUGAGUGUUCAAACGGGAACAGUUGAAAGCUGGAAGGUUGAAGGAGUUCCUUUGAUGACGAAAGGCAUAUUUCCAUGCUUCUGGCGAGCACCAACAGAUAAUGACAAAGGAGGAGGUGCCAGUAGUUAUUUCUCCUUAUGGAAACGUGCUCGUAUUGAUAACCUUCAUUAUAUUACCAAAAGCUGUUCUAUACAGAAUAAGACGGACCAUUUUGUGAAAAUAGCUGUGGCUUUUCUUGGUGUUCCAAAGAAUGAGGAGGUUUCUUUACCUAGGUGGAAAAAGACAAAAAUUGAAGUUGAUGUGAUUUACACAAUUUACGGUUCAGGAGACAUUGUUGUUGAGUGUAAUGUAAGACCAAGUUCGAACCUUCCAUCUCUGCCACGUGUGGGAGUGGAGUUCCAUUUGGAUAAGUCAAUGGAUCAGAUUAAGUGGUAUGGAAGAGGACCAUUUGAAUGUUAUCCAGACAGAAAAGCAGCUGCUCAUGUUGCGGUCUAUGAGCAGAAAGUGGAUGACAUGCAUGUCCCUUAUAUAGUUCCUGGGGAAUGUUCAGGUAGGGCAGAUGUUAGAUGGGUGACAUUCCAAAACAAGGAUGGUUUUGGAAUAUAUGCAUCAGUGUAUGGCAGCUCUACGCCUAUGCAAAUAAAUGCAAGUUACUACACCACAGCUGAGCUUGAUCGGGCAACGCAUAAUGAAGAUCUUAUCAAAGGAGAUGACAUUGAGGUUCAUCUUGAUCACAAGCACAUGGGCCUGGGUGGGGAUGAUAGUUGGUCGCCCUGCGUCCACCAUGAGUAUCUGGUUCAUGCUUAUCCAUACUCAUUCUCAAUUAGGCUGUGCCCGAUAACCCCUGCAACCUCUGGCGAAGUCAUGUACAAAACUCAACUUCAAAACUAGUAGACAUGAUGGGCUCGAGAACUUGGUAAUGAGUACCGAGUGAUUGACAGUGUAUGAUGCCAUGAAAUAAGAUGUCUAGCUCAUUUGCAACAAAUAAUAUAAAGGCAAAACUUAUCAGUCUCUAAUAUUCUGAUUAUGAAACAUUUGUAUUUAAUAGUGCUUUUAUCUGAAGCAUUUUAGUGGUGGAUCAUGCCUA
Prunus avium (sweet cherry) is the source of this 3165-nucleotide messenger RNA. Its product is annotated as glycoside hydrolase family 2 protein. Gene Ontology annotation, cellular component: beta-galactosidase complex. NCBI's taxonomy places the organism in Eukaryota, Viridiplantae, Streptophyta, Magnoliopsida, Rosales, Rosaceae. Gene Ontology annotation, biological process: lactose catabolic process. Gene Ontology annotation, molecular function: carbohydrate binding; beta-galactosidase activity. The record is from RefSeq and is a predicted model, not a curated record.